Fomitopsis serialis is the source of this 996-nucleotide messenger RNA. RefSeq lists its product as uncharacterized. The transcript has 5 exons. The record is from RefSeq and is a predicted model, not a curated record. NCBI's taxonomy places the organism in Eukaryota, Fungi, Basidiomycota, Agaricomycetes, Polyporales, Fomitopsidaceae. The coding region runs from base 286 to 996 and encodes 236 amino acids.
UCAUAUAAUACAUUGGACAUGUGUGCAGAGGUUGGCGUUGUCAUCGACCACCUGUCUCUCUCGAUUGCCAUGUCGACUCGAUUUCAGAGUAAACCGACGCCUACAUUGGAAGUCGGGCAUGUGAAGAGGACGUCCUGCUUCGAAGAUUGAACUUGGCUUACCUCUGCGUGGUCUAUAUGUGCCCGAAACUGUCGGCUAUGCCGAGAUUCGGAUUGAGACUCGGAUAUAGUAACACAUUCUUUCCAGCUGUCGCCGAGCCCGGUGUACCAUGGCAGGUCAUCCCAGAUGUCGCCGAAUCCGCCCUUGGCACGAGCGCGAAGGGCGCUCAUGCAAGGGUUCUGCCUGUCGUAUCCAUCGAAGAGCUUGUCCCAAGGCUCAAGCACCCCGGCUGCCGCAUUUUCCAUUGACGCCGCUCCUAUGGCUCCGACAGGAGGCCUCGGAGAUGCACUUGUAGAGGGGGCGAACUGCUUCGUGGAUCUCAUGCGUGAAAGCACGGGCGAGUUCAACUUUCGCUUGGAUGCAUCUCAGCAGAUCGCCCCGCCUAGCGAGAAUGAGGAGUUCACGCGCGACGAGGAGUUCUGGUACGAGGAUGGGAACGUCAUUUUGGUCGCCCAGAAUGUUGGCUUUCGCGUGUAUCGAGGUUUUCUGGCGAUCCGAGGUAAGUACAUGCUGGAGAACGAUGCCGAGUUGGACUGUUUACCCUAUCGAAUUCGCCUCGCACAAAAGUACGGCAUCGGAGACCUCUUGGAGGAGCCAAUAUGGCAGUUGAAGAAACUCUAUCCCACGACACUCUCCAAAUGGAUCGACGUACAACGUCACUACUCCCCUCGGACGACAACUGCCGUCAAUGUAGCCCGUCUAACCAACACGCCUUCCAUCUUACCUUCCGCGUCCUACGUCUGCUGCCAGCUUCCCAACCACGAUCUGCUGGAUGGCGCGUCUCACUCUGACGGCACAGUUGAAUCAUCUGUCGAGUCCAAUCGGAGCCGUUUAUGA